GCGGCGGUCGCCAUGGCGACGGCGCGCUUCCCUCUCGCCGUUCGUCCCGCCCGCGCGCUCGCUCUUUUAAUGCCUCAGGCGCUCGCUCGCGCGCUCCCGUUCGCUCUCUCCCUCGCCGGCGGCGGGAGCAGGAGAAGCCUCCCCGGGGGAGGGUCAGUGCCUCCGCGUGUGCCCGCCUGCCUUUCUUUCUUUCUUUCUUUCUUUCUUUCUUUCUUUCUUUCUUUCUUUCUUUCUUUCUUUUUCUAUCUGCCCCUCUUGAGGGAGCCCCCCAAGAGGCAUAGGGGGGCUCUCUCUCUCUGGGGCAACAGCUGCAGCUUUCUCUUGGGUCCUCCAGCUGCUCAGAGAUGCGGGUGGGACUGGGCUAAAAUAUUUGUUGUUUAGUCGUGUCCGACUCUUCGUGACCCCCUGGACCAGAGCACGCCGGGCACUCCUGUCUUCCACUGCCUCCCACAGUUUGGUCAAACUCAUGCUGGUAGCUUCGAGAACACUGUCCCACCAUCUCGGCCUCCAUCGUCCCCUUCUCCUUGUGCCCUCCAUCUUUCCCAACAUCAGGGUCUUUUCCAGGGAGUCUUCUCUUCUCAUGGGGUGGCCAAAGUCUUGGAGCCUCAGCUUCAGGAUCUGUCCUUCCAGUGACAGUCUGCCACUUGGGUUUUCCCUGAGCAUGUUGAUCUCUUUCUUCAGCAGCCCUCAAUAACUGUCUUCCACCACCCAGCAGCACCUGGGUUUUAUGGUCAGAGGGCUGCUGUGCUUGUGCUGCUGUGCUUGUCCACAGAAGUUCAGUUUAGAUUCAUGACUAAUUCUUACUUACUUAUUUACUAACCUGUGCUGCACAUUCCUUCCUUUGCAAUAUUUAGAUAGAAGUAAACUCCACAGAGGGGACCCGGGUGGCGCUGUGGGUUAAACCACUCAGCCUAGAGCUUGCUGAUCAGAAGGUUGGUGGUUCGAAUCCCCACGACGGGGUGAGCUCCCGUUGCUCAGUCCCUGCUCCUGACAACCUAGCAGUUCAAAAGCACGUCAAAGUGCAAGUAGAUAAAUAGGUACCGCUCCAGCGGGAAGGUAAAUGGCGUUUCCGUGCGCUGGUCUGGUUUGCCAGAAGCGGCUUCGUCAUGCUGGCCACAUGACCCAGAAGCUGUACGCCGGCUCCCUCGGCCAAUAAAGCGAGAUGAGCGCUGCAACUCCAGAGUUGUCUGCGACUGGACCUAACGGUCAGGGGUCCCUUUACCUUUUUAAACUCCACAGUUUACUUAGAGAAUUGCAGUCUUGUAUAUCGCCUUUCUGGCGGUGCAUGCAAGGCUUAAGAAUAACAAUAUUGCUGUCAGUGAUAAUGAAUUAUAAGGAGGAGAAAAUUGGAAAAGGUGGGGAGGGGGGCUAAGCCAGUUCCACACUCUUCCCUUCAGGUGGACUUUGGGGCAGGGGAGUGGAGCUUGAUGGCAAAGAUGCCACCCCACAGACAUAGCCCCUCUGUUGACCAGCAUCAUCUGCUCCCUGGCAGUUGAUGGCAGAGCGUCCGGAGGGAGGGGGGAAAUGAUGUGGCAGCAGGAGUGGGAAACCUGAUUUUUAAAAACCGUAUUAAAUUAAAGCAAUUGGGUUUGAUUUGUAUCAAUUUGGAAAACUAAUAAAAAUAAUUUGUAAAAUAAAAUAGAGCUUAGGAUGGGUGGGGGUUGGCAGGCAACGGAUAAUAAAGACCCCAAGUCGCAGAAGCAGCCCUCCCCAGUGAAUUGCAGGUUGUCCUGGCCCCUGGCCCUUGAGAGAUGGGCGAUUCGUGCAGUACAGUGAGGUUCCUGUUGUCUGUUCUUCCUUGAGGAACAAGAGAUUGCUGGGGGCGCUUCCAGAAUGUUGCUAUUUUCAAGUGAGAUUCAGUAAAAAAAAACCCCAGCAAAUUCAGGUUGCACAAUUACAGUUGACCGGGAGGUCUUGUACAUUAAAUGUGCUUCUCCCAAAGAUCAGACUUCUUGCAAUAAGGAAAAGUGGCGAGGGAAUGCACUGGAAUGUCCUUUGAUGCAAUGUCACCCUCCCUGCAAAGACAUUAGAAUUAAUGCUCAUUUAACAGCCAAUGCCAGACACUUCAAGAAAGUUGCUGUUUGCAAGUAGGAUUCGAGUACAUCCCAGAGAAUUCAGGUUGCCAAAUUAUCACAGAUUGGGAUGGCGUCUGGAAGCACCUGCCAUCUAAUCUCCCUGCAAAGAAAUCAGGGUGAAUGCUCAGCGAAGAGGCCAUCUGGAAGCAAUUGUAGUUGGGGAGAUACACGUUCACAUCUCUAUUUCCCUACUUCCAGGUUACUCAGGAUUCUUUGUAAGGAAGCAGAAAAGCUAAACCUUUUUGCCUAAGGCAGCGUUGAAGCGCUGUGGUUCUCCAGAUGCUGUUGAUGAGAGCGCAGCAACAUCUGGAAAGCCACUGAAUCCUAGUCCCUGUGGUUAGAUGGUUUAGCAGCCUUUUAGCAUCUCUGGUUUCCAAAAGCCUGUUGCUUCUUAGAAUAGCUCCAGAAGUAGUUCCACACAAGGGAAUGAAGACUUACGCACACACCAGCCAGCUUCAUUUUAUUCAAAAUUAAACCCAGAGUUCUAUAUUUCUUGGCUCAGUCGCUGAGACAUACUGGUGGCGGGUGGGAAGCAGGAAGGCCUGUCUCUGAUCUGAAGCCUUCACAAAAAGAAGGGUGGGGGAGUUUGGUCAACUGUUCCUUCCCGCCACUCCAUCUUUCCGGUGGGAGCUGGGCAUGGAAACUGAGGGAGCAGUCUUGCUGCUUUCAAGUUGUGGCAGGAGAAUGUCUGUAGCUCUGUUCAGAGUGUCUUCCUUGCAUGCAAAGCUUAGAAGGCAUCAAGUUCCUCACCAGUCUAGGCAACAUGGAGGCCUCCAGAUGAUCUCCUUUCAUCCUUAAGCCAGCAUGACCAGUGGUUAGAGAUUAUGUGAGUUGUCGUUCACCAACACCUGGCAGGAACUGCUUCUACUAGGGAGGCUCUGGGAAGAACUACACUCCCAUACUGCCUCUGACACUGGAAUUUCACCUUCUAUGUGUCAAACGAUAUGGGAUUGGGGGGGCAACUCCCAUCUCUUGCGGGGGUGCAAUUAGUGCCAGCACCGUCCGUUAAGAGUUUGGGUGUAAUCUUUGACACCUCCCUUUCCAUGGAGGCGCAGAUUGCAGCUAUAACAAAGGCGGCAUUUUUCCAUCUCCGCCAAGCUAAGCAGUUGGCUCCUUACCUCUCUCGCCCUGACCUAGCCACUGUGAUCCACGCGACGGUCACCUCCAGACUGGAUUAUUGUAACUCGCUCUACGUGGGGCUGCCCUUGAGACUGACCCAGAAACUCCAGCGGGUGCAGAAUGCUGCAGCGAGACUCCUUACGGGGUCCUUGCUGCGAGAUCACAUUCACCCGGUGCUAUACCAGCUGCACUGGCUUCUGGUGGGGUACAGGAUCAGGUUUAAGGUGCUGGUUUUGACCUUUAAAGCCCUAUACGGCCUAGGACCCUCGUACCUACGGGACCGCCUCUCCUGGUAUGUCCCGCAGAGAAACUUAUGGUCUUCAAAUAAAAACAUCUUGAAGGUCCCAGGCCACAGAGAGGUUAGGCUGGCCUCAACUAGAGCCAGGGCUUUUUCGGCUGUGGCUCCGGUCUGGUGGAACACUGUCACAAGAGACUAGGGCCCUGCAGGACUUGACAUCUUUCCGCAGGGCCUGCAAGACAGAGCUGUUACACCAGACCUUUGGCCAGGGCACAGCCUGACUCCCUCCUUCAGCAAUCUUCGCGGAGCUCUGGCCCAAUGGUUGCCAUUGGUUUGAUUUGAAUUAAUUUUAUAAUGAAUGAUUUUAGAGUGUUGUGUUGUGUUGUACAGUUGUACUGUUUUAUUGUUGUUAGCCGCCCUGAGCCCGGCUUCAGCUGGGGAGGGCGGGAUAUAAAUAAAAUUUGUUAUUAUUAUUAUUAUUAAACACUGGAAUUGUUUAAUCUGAGCUCCUGCUCCUGAUCCAGAGAUAACAGUAAUCAGCCUAUCAUUUGCACUGGUUUAAUCUUUUUUUUUAAACCUUGAGAUUCAAGGGCUGAUGUGAAUUGAACCUUGAAGAAAUUCAUUUUUUCCCUGUUUUUCCUUUCCAUUCCUCUGCCCCCCCCAGUGCACAUCACCAUGUGCGCCUGUCCAAAGAGAGUUAGCGCAUUUGCACGAGUCAAGCCGACAGGUGACUUUCCACAAGACAUGAUCAAGUUCGGGGAAGACAAUAAGGUCAGUGAACACAGCUCAGCAGAAACAAAACCGUUCUGGUCUACCUCUGUGCAUGUCUUUUACCGGUCCUGUUUCUGUUUUAAAGCUUCGAGGCUGCUUUGAAUUAAUUUUUAAGGAAAAGCAGAAUAUGGUUGUGGGGGCCGACGACAAUUCACGCCGUGUUCUUACGUUCUUCAAGAUUACAAAUUUCCACACUCCGUUUUCUUUGUACUUUCCAGACGAUGGAAAUAUACAUUGAGAGAGACCGCACGAAAGGAGUGGUCAACAACAAGCAGACAGACUGGUCCUUUAAAUUAGAUGGUGUUCUUCACGAUGCCCCCCAGGAUGCGGUUUAUGAUGCAGUAGCCAGAGACUUGGUCUCUCAGGCCCUAAAUGGAUAUAAUGGUAAAUGUUCUUGUCAUUGCCUGUGCAGUCUUCAGUUUCCAUUGGGAAUGGGAGCAGCGUUGCAUGUGUGUUACCUCAGCAGUCCUUCUCUGGCAGCCUUGUCUGAAUGUUCCUUGAGGCCCUGUAUCCUAUUCUGAUGGUCCAAUCUGUUAGGCAUGCAAUACCAGACGCGGGUGGCGCUGUGGGUUAAACCACAGAGCCUAGGGCUUGCCGAUCAGAAGGUCGGCGGUUCGAAUCCCCGCGAGGGGGUGAGCUCCUGUUGUUUGGUCCCAGCUCCUGCCAACCUAGCAGUUCAAAAGCACGUCAAAGUGCAAGUAGAUAAAUAGGUACCGCUCCGGCGGGAAGGUAAACGGUGUUUCCGUGCGCUGCUCUGGUUCGCCAGAAGCCCCUUAGUCAUGCUGACUAUGUCAAGAUCAUGCUGAGCCAGGAGAAAUAAAUUCCUGCGCUCAGCAAGCCGCACUUUCUCUCUCUUAGUUUUCCUUGCACGUUGCUUGUAACAAAGUUUUUUUCACCUCAGUAAAGUUUUUCCUUUACUGUGAAUCUUUUGACUCUGCGUGAUCUUUUGAUUCUUCUUUAUUUAUUGCAAGACACCACUGUCUGUCACAUAUUGAGAGAGGCUAUCCUUGAGGUAUUGCGGUCCUGAGCCAUUUAAGGCUUUAUAGGUCAAAACUAGCACUUUUAAUUGGGUUUGGGUCUGGAUACUAACUGGCAGUCAGUGUAGUCAAUCCAGGAUCGGUGUAAUAUUCUCAAACCAUCCUGCCAUGGUGAGCUAGAUGGGCCAUUAGCCUGAUCCAGAAGACUCUUCUUAUGAGUUCAUGGUGUCUCAUUUGAACAUAGCUGUCAACCGUCCCUUAUUUGGCAGGAAAUUCCCUUAUCCCAGCGCUGUGUCCCGCUGCUGUCCCUUAUUGAUGAUGUCCCUUAAAUUUCCCGUGUUUCAAAGGAAGCAGCUCCUCUCCCUCCCUCCCUCCCUGCCGGCCAGGGAGGAGGGAGGCUCCAACUGUGUUGCUUGGCUGUGUUGCUCACCCAAUAAGGAGUCUAAGAACAACUGGUGGGGUGGAGCUUGCAUGCCUUGUGCCAAUCAAAUCAGCCGCGUUGCCUGGGGACUCGCCUUUGCUCAGCGCUUCCCAGUGGAGAGGUGACGGUGGUUUUCCUUGCUGCAUCCCAUUUGCCGGGUUGCUGCGCUGUGGGAACCACCGCUUGAGGCUUUGUUUGGCUGCUGGCUGGGCUUUCUGCCUUUGGCACGGAGGGGCUCAGAAGCUGAACAUACCUGUGCCCCUUGGAAAAUCCCUUAUUUUGGCUACUGAUCCCGUAUUUUCGAGGCUGCUGGUCCCUUAUUUUUAAAUCUGUAAGUUGACAGCUAUGCAUUUGAAACUUGCAGGUACUAUAUUAUGCUAUGGGCAAACUGGAGCUGGCAAGACUUUCACUAUGACGGGAACAACAGGAAACUACAAGCAUCGAGGGAUCAUACCCCGAGCUAUCCAACAGGUAACCCUUUCCACGAUGCAGUGAUGCCGAUGAAGGAGGAAGCUAAAACAGUUGUCCAUGUGGGCACAUGGGAAUUCCUGCCAACCUGUGACGGUUAAGGCUGCUGUCGCUGACAGAACAGAAAGUGGGGGGGGGGAGCCCUGGGGCACCCCCUACCUCCUAGACAAGGAGCAGUGAAGGGGCACGGGAGGGCCUGAUUCUGCACCUAUUUGGCCCCCAUCCAGGUGACACUUCAAUCCUUGGCAUAUCCUGUUAAACUUUAAGAGACUUUCUCCAUCUGGCUAUCUGAGGUCCUUUAAUGGGAGCUCUCAAAAAAUGACCAAAUAUGCUGAAUUAGACCAUUUAUCAGAAAGAAUAAAAAAUAAAUCAAAGGAAGUAUUUACCACAAAAUGGGAAGUCCUUAAAAUUUGUUUGAAAAAUAGCAAUGGCAGUUUGAAGUCUGUAGCAGCAUUUGAAUAACUUCAGUAAUAAUAAUAAUAAUAAUAAUAAUAAUAAUAAUAAUAAUAAUUUAUUAUUUAUACCCCACCCAUCUGGCUGGGUUUUUUUGCGACUUUAUCUGCAAAAAUCUUUGCAAAAUCAUUGCAGGAGAUCAUGUGGCCCAUACUGGGCCCUGAUGUAGCAGGUGGUUCCGCUAAAUUGUGAACCACCUGAAAAAGUCUCCUGCUGCUGUUUUCUGCAGAUGCAAUAGAGGCGGUGAAGAAAGUCUUCUUCGCCGUCGCUACCGCCACUUGGUAGGCUCGACAUUGAGCUCUAACCCGUGUCCGGUCAGCUUCAGUAGGAGUUUUAAAUCUGAUGGAAAACCUAGGAUAGAAUAAAUAACAUUAAAGCCAAAAUAUGCUAUAAUAUGGUAGUGAAUAAUGGAUGAGAAAUAGAAGAAGUGAGGAGUAGACGGGAAGUCAGCUAUAUAGGGAAAAGUCAUUUUUAUGUUAAAUGUAUUGUGAGUAAUAUUUAAUGUUUUGUUGUUGUUGUUUAUUUUUCUUUUCUUCUUUUUUAGUUGUUAGGAGGUGAUGGAUAUUUGUGUAUCUUCAUAUUUUCCUUUUGUAUGUGGUAUAUUAAAAUUAAAUGAAAACUUUUUUAAAAAGGAGCUCUCGGCUAGUUGGGUUGCAAAGAGCCUCUUUUGCAGUUCCUGCUUAUUUCUUGCUCAGGAUGAGCUUCCCACUUGAAUGGGAGAACUUCCGACUGGGCUGUGCUCUUAAUUUACCACCCCUGGGUAGUACUCAACGCUUGUCCUGCUCAGAGCAGACCCAAAUGAAAUUAACAGACACUAGUACGAGUAGGUGUAUUAAUUUCAGUGGGUCCACUCUGAGCCGGAUUUAGAGGUCUCCAACCCCCUCUCUUCCCAUCUUGGAAAAAAGCACAGAUAACCUGAUUGACAGCAACUUUGCUGAGAUCCGUCCAUCCUUCUCUACAGGUAUUCAAGUCGAUGGAGGAACACGGGAGUCAGUUCAUCACCGUUCGAAUUUCGUACCUGGAAAUCCACAAUGAGAUCAUCUUUGACCUUUUAGCCACGACACCCAGUGACAUUCCUCUGUCUAUAGGAGAGGGACCCCAAGGCGUCUAUGUGAAAGGCUUGACGGUGCACGCAGCCCCCCACGAAGAAAUUGCUUUAAAUCUCUUGUUCGAGGUAAGAAGAGUCAGCGUGGCCUUCCGUUUUCUCUCCUCCAUGUUACUUCUGUGCUGUGUUACAUUUCUGUUCUUAAGUGUUUUAUAGUCAUUGAAUCAGCCACUUACAGGCCGUGCAACCUGAAUUUGCCUGUAUGUGAUUGAACCCCACCCAUAUGACACCGGUCCUGAAAGACCUACAUUGGCUCCCAGUACGUUUCUGAGCACAAUUCAAAGUGUUGGUGCUGACCUUGAAAGCCCUAAAUCAGAGGUCAGCCAACUUUUUCAGCAGGGGGCUGGUCCACUCUUCCCUCAGACCUUGUGGGGGACUAGACUAUAUUUUGGAGGGGGAAAUGAACGAAUUCCUAUGCCCCACAAAUAACCCAGAGAUGCAUUUUAAAUAAAAGCACACAUUCUAAUCAUGUAAAAGCACGCUGAUUCCCGGACCGCCAGUGGGCCAGAUUUAGAAGGCGAUUGGGCCAGAUCCGGCCCCCAGGCCUUAGUUUGCCUACCCAUGCAAAUGGCCUCGGUCCAUUAUACCUGAAGGAGUGUCUCCACCCCCAUCAUUCAGCCUAGACACUGAGGUCCAGCUCCGAGGGCCUUUUGGCGGUUCCCUCCCUGUGAGAAGUGAAGCUACAGGAAACCAGGCAGAGGGCCUUCUCGAUAGUGGCACCCACCCUGUGGAACGCCCUCCCACCAGAUGUCAAGGAGAUAAAACAACCACCAGACUUUUAGAAGACACCUGAAGGCAGCCCUGUUUAAGGAAGUUUUUAAUGUUUGAUGUUUUUGCAUGUUUUUAAUAUUCUGUUGGGAGCCGCCCAGAGUGGCUGGGUAAACCCAGCCAGAUAAGCGAGGUAUAAAUAAUUUUAUUAUUAUUAUUAUUAUUAUUAAAACAGCAACUGCCUGGAAGUGCCCAAACUGAAAUAGUCGGUUGGGAAGUAUUCUACGCCAACCCAUCUUUCCCUAAAGAUUGGACUUUUUUGCAGUAAAGAAUGGGAUAAUAUAGGGUAGAAUCUCCUUUGACCCAGUGUCAUCUUGUCUCCCUGCAAACCACUGAGGAUGACUGCUUAGAAGACAGGCAGUCUGAAGGCACCCUUUGUGUUUAUUCCUCACUGCGAGCUGUCCUGAGAAUGUAGCUGUGGAGAGGCCUAUCAGUGUAGCAGAGAAACGAACUCCUUUUGUUCUGUCCUUGGUUUAUUCCUCCGCUUUUCACUUUCUUCUCCAGGGGGACACCAAUAGAUCUGUUGGUCAACACGCUCUGAACAGGAACUCCUCCCGGUCUCACUGCAUCUUCACAAUUUACAUCGAGGUCAGAGCUGGCAUCGUUUUCUCUUUUUUUUAUAAUAAUUUUUAAUAAGUUUUCCAUUUUAACAAUCCAAUCAUAUCACAUUAAUUAUUCCAAAUUAUACCAAUACAUAUCAUAAAGUCCAAAUAUUUUGCCAAAUUAUAAAUUUUUGUUGGGGGUUCCCAUGCUUCGAGUUCAGUAGGGUCCGAUCAUCUAAUAUUUCUGCUGCUUUUAGUAUUCACCAGUCCCAUCUUUCGAUCUUCUUGUUGUUAUCCUUUUUCUUCUUAAUAGCCUCUGAGUUGUUUCCACAGGCGAGUUAAAGUAAGCAAUAUUAUGCUUCUGUGUGAACUUUGUAUGGCUCUCCCUUUUUUUUUAAGCUGGUAAGUCUUUUGUUUGCAAUAAAUCCUCACACGCUGUUAUUUAUGCCGAACCCUUCCAAAAGUCCUCCUCGGGUGGCAGACGCCAUCUUUCUCAGUUCCGAUGAAAUAGAAUCUAGGCGUUUGCUCAUUAAUUUCCCCAGACAAGUUGCACCAUAAAUUAGCCUUUUCAGGGAAGAUUUGCCAAGUCGAUCUUAGAAUGCAAACAUGAUAACAAAGUAAUGGAUCGCCUCCCCCUAUGGCUAUUAAUCUCUGCAACAUAGCCUGUCUCAUAAUGGCAGAUCCCGAUUAAAAACGGCGUCACUGGAGAGCCUUUUAUUUAGGGCUGGCGGCGUUUUCAUGGGGUGGUCGGGAAAAUCCAGAGGUCUGUGGAUCCUCUGGUGCGGUUCAACAGUCCUCUUGCGUUCAAGGUGCGCUAAUGUCCCUGAUCUCCCACCUCAGUGUCAUUCCAGAAUUCUUUCUGAUGCCCGUUACGUGACCUCCAAAAUUAACCUGGUGGAUCUAGCAGGCUCAGAGAGGCUGGCAAAGACCAAAGUAAGUCCUUCGGGAGAACUUGUUUUUGCCUGAAGCUGGUGAGUUAGCUAACUUCGUUUUAAGUGAUCAAGAAGCUAGCUUUCCUUUUACACUAACGGAAAAAAGAAAUCCCCGUGACAAUGUGUGCCUUAAGUGUCUGUGUGAUUGUGUCGAGGGGAUGCUCAUUUCGUUUUCACUUUGCGGUUCGUACCGAACUGGGAGGGGUAGCUAAUGCCGCAGAAGACAGAAUCAGAAUUCAAAAUGGCCUUAACAGAUUGGAGAACUGGGCCCAAACUAACAGAAUGAAUUUCAAUAGGGAGAAAUGUAAGGUUCUGCACUUAGGCAGGAAGAACCAGACGCACAAAUAUAAGACGGGGGACUCCUGGCUUACUAGCAGUACAUGUGAAAAGAAUCUUGGGAUCUUGGUGGACCACAAGCUUAACAGUGUGAUGCAGCAGCAAAAAAGGCUAAUGUUAUUCUAGGCUGCAUCAACAGAAGCAUAGUAUCUAGAUCAAGAGAAGUAAUGGUACCAUUCUAUUCCACCUUGGUCAGACCACACAUGGAAUACUGUGUCCACUUCUGGGCACCACAAUUUAAGAAGGAUGUUGACAAGCUGGAACGUGUGCAGAGGAGGGCAACCAAGAUAAUCAAGGGUCUGGAAACCAAGCCUUAUGAGGAAUGGUUGAAGGAGCUGGGUAUGUUUAGCCUGGAAAAGAGGAGGCUGAGAGGAGAUAUGGCAGUCGUCUUCAAAUAUCUCAAGGAAAUGUGCUUUUAAUGUGUGGUGUGUACACAGCCCAACUUAGUGUGUUGCUCUCUUGCAUUUUAAUUCUGUUUUAAAUUUGCUGCUGUUGUUUAGUAAUCAUGUGGUUGUUUGUCUAUUCUGUUUUUACUGUGUUAGCCACGGUGGGUAUACAGAAAAGCCAGAUAAAAUAAUUCAAAUGAAACGUAAACCGCACUUUCUAAGGUGUUCUCUUGCUUCCCCUUUUUAACAGUCGGAGGGGUAUGGACUGAAGGAAGCAACUUACAUCAACAGGUCUCUGUCGUACCUGGAACAAGUUAUUAUUGCGUUGGCCGACCGUAACCGGGAACACGUUCCUUUCCGCCAGAGCAAGCUCACUUACACCCUGAAGGAUUCAUUGGGUAAGGACUUGGGUUGGUGGUACUGGCUGGAGUGUUGGGUUUGGACGAACCCGGGUUCAAGUCCCUGCUCAUGUCAAAUCUGGCCUUGACAGGGCUGUUAUGACACUACGCCGACACUCUGAGUUUAGUUUAACAUCACCUGAUCUCUAAAAUGUAGUUGCUUCUGUUCCCCCUUUCUGUUUAACAGCUCCUAAAGUGGCCAGGAAAAAAAUUAAGUGCCAUUAAAAUUUAUAAUUUAUUUGCAAGGUUCCCAUUAAAAAGAAAAUCAUCUCUCUCUCUCUUUGUGUCUCUCCUAGGCGGGAAUUGCAACACGGUCCUCGUAGCCAACAUCUGCAGUGAAGCCAUCCACAUUGUGGAGACGGUAAGCCUCCUGGCGGGGACUCAAGGGACUGAGACAUGGAUAGAAGUGAAGUGACCGUUCCAGGUGUUUAGGGCACAUGCACCCAAAUGCAAAACUGGGAUUGUUUGAAGGCAGGGAGAGCCAAUGUAGCAGCCUCCAUAUGGACUACAGCUCCCUAUCAUCCCUGGCCUUUGGUUGUGCUGGUUGGAUUUGAUGGCAGCUGGAGUCUGGAAAUUGCUGGAGAGCAUCACGGGCAGGGUAUAAAUAAAAUAUUCUUAUUCUUAUUGGGUACCCCUGGUUUAAGGUGUGCUCUACAUAGGCAGCAGAAUGAGAGUGGACUGUUCCACUUCAGACUGCAGGUGGGAUAUCUGUGCAACGCCACUUCUAGCCUAACUGCACUGGGUGCCACGUUGGGGCAUGUGCAGGGUGCCCAUUAGGGUAUACAGUCUGCAACCUGAAUUCUCCUGUAUGUGAUUGAACCCCACCCAUACAACACCGGUCCUGAAAGACCUACAUUGGCUCCCAGUAUGUUUCUGGGCACAAUUCAAAGUAUUGGUGCUGACCUUGAAAGCCCUAAACGGCCUCGGCCCAGUAGACCUGAAGGAGGGUCUCCACCCCCAUCGUUCAGCCCGGACACUGAGGUCCAGCGCUGAGGGGCUUCUGGCGGUUCCCUUAUUGCGAGAAGUGAGGUUACAGGGAGCCAGGCAGAGGGCCUUCUCAGUAGUGGCGCCCACCCUGUGGAACACCCUCCCACCAGAUGUAGGUAUAUGUAAUAGGCUUAUGUUACAAAACGAAAAUGGAUUUUGAAUUUGGAAAAAAGAAGUACAAAGAUUCACAAAAUGUUUAGGAGUAUGCGUACCCCUGCAUCCCCCCAGAAAAAAAGCACUGAGCACACCUAACUUAACAUCUUUUCUGUCCUUUUUUCUCUGCAUAAACUCUUAUACAUUAACAUGUCAGUCCAUUUCCAAGCCCCUUAAAAAGCAAGGGUGGGAAACUGGAUCAGCCUCCUUAGCCCGCUUUGACAGGUGGGCAAGGAUUCCGCCCCAUCCCCUGGCACUGGAACCUUGUGGUGAAGGGCAGAUAAGAAAUCAAAAUAAUUAUAGUUACAUCUAUUACUUGGCAUUCAGAUAGGCUCUUGGGCAUGGUUUUCUUGACUCCAGAACAAUUGCUAAGUCACAUUCAUUUCUCUUAAGCUGUCCACGCUGCGUUUUGCUACCAGAAUGAAAUGGGUGACCACUGAGCCAAUUGUGAACGAAAAAAUCAACCCAGAGGUAGGUGCCGCCCUUUGCGGGCAAUUCCACUGGCUGGCUGGCUGGGAAGAAAGGUUUGGUCAGUGGAUGAGUGGUUAGUAGGACGUGGGUGGCGCUGUGGUCUAAACCACCGAGCCUCUUGGGCUUGCUGAUCAGAAGGUCGGCGGUUCGAAUCCCUGCAACGGGGUGAGCUCCCAUUGCUCGGUCCCAGCUCCUGCCCACCUAGCAGUUCGAAAGCACACCAGUGCAAGUAGAUGAAUAGGUACUGCUGUGGCAGGAAGGUAAACGGCGUUUCUGUGUGCUGCUCUGGUUUCCGUCACAGUGUCCCGUUGCGCCAGAAGCGGUUUAGUCCCGCUGGCCACAUGACCCGGAAAGCUGUCUGUGGACAAACGCUGGUUCCCUCGGCCUGAAAGUGAGAUGAGCGCCACAACCCCAGAGUCACCUUUGACUGGACUUAACCGUCCAGGGGUCCUUUGCCUUUACCUUACCAUAAUAAUAAUACAGUGAUACCUCUGGUUGCAAAUGGGAUCCGUUCCAGAGGCCCAUUCACAACCUGAAAAGAGCUCAGCCUGAAUUGCUGUAUCUGCGCAGGUGCGCGGUGCAAUUUGGUGUUUGUGUUCAUGCACAAAGUGCGAUUUAGCACUUCUGUGCAUGUGCGAGCGGCGAAAGCUGGAAGUAACCCCUUCCGAGUUGCUGCGGGACGCAACCUGAAAAGACGUAAUCUGAAGCGUCCGUAACAUGAGGUAUGACUGUAAUAAUAAUAAUAAUAAUAAUAAUAAUAAUAAUUUAUUACUUAUACCCCACCCAUCUGGCUGGGUUUCCCCAGCCACUCUGGGCAGCUUCCAACAAGAGAUUAAAAAUACAUUAAAACAUCAGUCAUUAAAAAACUUUCCUAAACAGUAGGAAGUGAAUGGGGUCACUAACUGCUUGGGCUGUGAGACCCUACCUGCACAUGGUCCGUGGGUGAGGGUCUCGCACGGGGAUUCGAACCUCCGACCUUCUGAUCGGCAAGCCCUAGGCUCUGUGGUUUAACCCACAGCGCCACCCGCAUCCCUUCAAUAGUUGUAAGUCACCCUGAUUACUGCAAAUGCACUGGAAGGCUGUUUCUUAAUUUCUGCAAUAAAAAUAGAAGAACUAGAAGAAAUAUAGCAAUAUAAAUCUCUUCUUGCUGGCUGAGGUAGAGUAGGGGUGAUGGCGGCAACCAGGAAGGACUGGAAACUGAAACACAGCUCUGGAACUUUCUACUUCUCUCUCUCUUUCCCGCUUCAUUCUCACCUUUCAUUCUCUCCCUUUGCUUAGCGAAUGGUGAAAAUUCUGGAAAAAGAAGUCCUUUACCUGAAGGAGGAGCUGGCCAUGCACAACAGCUUGGUGAGAAUCAGCCUCUGGGGACGCAGUUAGGCUUUCAAAAUGACGGCCUCUCAAGGAUUCUUGAGGAGGGAGAAAGGUUGUUUUCUGCUGCUCCAGAGAAGCGGACACGGAGCAAUGGAUCCAAACUACAAGAAAGAAGAUUCCACCUAAACAUUAGGAAGAACUUCCUGACAGUAAGAGCUGUUCAGCAGUGGAAUUUGCUGCCAAGGAGUGUGGUGGAGUCUCCUUCUUUGGAGGUCUUUAAGCAGAGGCUUGACAACCAUAUGUCAGGAGUGCUCUGAUGGUGUUUCCUGCUUGGCAGGGGGUUGGACUCGAUGGCCCUUGUGGUCUCUUCCAACUCUAUGAUUCUGUGAUUCUGUAAUUCUGAUGGUGUUUCCUGCUUGGCAGGGGGUUGGACUCGAUGGCCCUUGUGGUCUCUUCCAACUCUAUGAUUCUGUGAUUCUGUGAUUCUGAUGGUGUUUCCUGCUUGGCAGGGGGUUGGACUCGAUGGCCCUUGUGGUCUCUUCCAACUCUAUGAUUCUGUGAUUCUGAUGGUGUUUCCUGCUUGGCAGGGGGUUGGACUCGAUGGCCCUUGUGGUCUCUUCCAACUCUAUGAUUCUAUGAUUCUAUGAUUCUUUAGCUGUGAUUCCUGCAUUUCCGGGAGUUGGACUAGAUGAUCGUUGGUACUCCCUUCCAGCUCUAUGAUGGUAGCAUCACCCAACCCAGAUUGGGCCACCUACCGAUAAAGGGAUGGUGAGGAAACUUUAAUACACAACGUGGGGUGGGCAGCUGGACCGUGCUUCUCUCCCUCCUCCCCAUAAACUGUUCUUAGCCACUUUUCUCCUGGCCCUGGGGAGUGGGGGAGAAUUUGAUUCACAUUUAAAGGCAAAUCUGCCAAAUCCAAAACAAUAUACGAAGCAAAGCAGAGCUGUCCUUUGUCUACCAGUUCCACCUGGUACGCAGGCUGAGACCCUCCCUGCCCACAGACUGUCUCGCCAGAGGUGUGCAUGCUCUAGUUAUCUCCCGCUUGGACUACUGCAAUGCACUCUAUGUGGGGUUACCUUUGAAGGUGACCCGGAAACUACAACUAAUCCAGAAUGCGGCAGCUAGAUUGGUGACUGGGGGCGGCUGCUGAGACCACAUAACACCGGUCCUGGGAGAUCUGCAUUGGCUCCCAGUACGUUUCCGAGCACAAUUCAAAGUGUUGGUGUUGACCUUGAAAGCCCUAAACAGCCUCGGUCCAGUAUACCUGAAGGAGCGUCUCCACCCCCAUUGUUCUACCUGGACACUGAGGUCCAGCGCCGAGGGCCUUCUGGCGGUUCCCUCAUUGCAAGAAGCCAAGUUACAGGGAACCAGGCAGAGGGCCUUCUCGGUGGUGGUGCCCGCCCUGUGGAACGCCCUCCCACCAGAUGUCAAAGAGAUAAACAACUACCUGACAUUUAGAAGACAUCUGAAGGCAGCCCUGUUUAGGGAAGCUGUUAAUGUUUAAUAGGUUAUUGUAUUUUAAUGUGUGACAUUUUAAUGUAUUUUUAAUCUUUGUUGGAAGCCACCCAGAGUGGCUGGGGAAACCCAGCCAGAUGGGCGGGGUACAAAGAAUACAUUAUUAUUAUUAUUGAAAUUCAGAUUUCUCCGAAUUUUGCACUGCAGUUGUCCAGCCAUAGAAACAAGCAACACGCACACAUCAUAAUGGCCAGCCUUUUGCUACAAGACUGGUUGGUAUAGUGCAAUGACUAAGAGACUGAGCUAUGACUCAGGAAGACCCUGGUCCAGAUCUUGUGUUUGCCGUAACUUCAGUGGGUUGGUCAUUCUCUUGGGUUCUGCCCUGCCUCAUCUGCCGCAGCCUGGUGAUAUCACUCAGCUAUUUAAGGAAGAUGCUGUAUAUCAGGUCAGACCAAUUCAAUUUCUGGUCCUACCUGGAGAUGACAGGGAUUGAACCUGCGACCUUCUGUGUGCAAACAGUUGCUCCAGCUUUUAUCGUACAUUGCUGUUGUAAAUUCUGCAGCAAGCUAAUGUCUUUGAGAUGCUUUGCAUGCUCUAAAGUGCCAUAAAUGCUAAUAGUUAUUCCAGCUGUCUUCUCCAUGGUGUGUAGAUGGUCCUACCUUUAGGCAAGCAGUAGAAGGUUGUGCAGUUCUCUUUUGGGGAGUGGGGAAAGAUGGCUGUGGUCCUCACCGCCUAAUGACAUUCUGGGCACACAAUUUAAGGAGGAGGUUGAGAUGCUAGAACAGGUGCAGAGACAGCCAACCAAAAUGAUUAAGGGUCUGGAAACCAAGACUUAGGAUGAAUGGUUGAGGGAGCUGGGUAUGUUUAGCCUGGAAAAGAGCAGGCUGAGAGGAGAGAUAAUAGCCAUCUUCAAAUAUCUCAAGGGCUGUGCCAUGGAAGAUGGAGCAAACUUGUGUUCUCCUGCUCUGGAGGGUAGGACUCGAAGCAAUGAAUUCAAGUUACAAGAUGAGAUUCCAACGAAGCAUCAGAAAGGACUUUCUGGCAGUGAGAGCUGUUAAACCAGGGUUAGGCAACCUAAGGCCCAUGGCCACAAGCAGCCCACGAAGGUCAUUUCACCAGCCCACAAGCCGCCCCCAAACCGAGCCACCCACUCGGUGAGUCCCCGCGCACUGCGCUAAAUCAGCGCAGCGCAUGAUGGACUAUGCAGAAUUGGAUAAAUUAACAGGAAGGAUUCAAAACCUGCAGGACCAGAGAUUCUUAGAAGACUGGAGUAAAUAUAUAAACUAUUUGAAAAGCAAUUAUAGUGAACAGAUUACGCUAGUAGGACUGCAAGAAGUUCUGUAAGGAGGACUAUCUGAAAUAUUGCAAGAAAGACUGUGAGGAGAAUUAUUAGUUAAUGAUAAUUAAGAGUAAUAGAGAAAUUAAGAAAUGCAGAAUAAGUGAUAAAGAACGGAAAAUCUUCAGAGGUGAUGACAGAAGUCUAAAAUAUUGUAUAAGAUAAGAAGCUAUGUUAUAUGAUUGUUGGAAAUGAUAUGUUACAAAAACUAAUAAAAGUGUAUAUAUAUUUAAAAAAUCAGCGCAGUGCAGGAACUCGCUUCCGCAGUGCCGGAAAUCGCGUCUGCGCAUGCUCAGACGCUGAAAAUCGCCUGUGCGCAGUUGCCAGAAAUUGAGGCCGCGCACAUCAUCUGGCCCACAGAGGGAUGUCUGCUGGAGUAAACUGGCCGAGGCGAGGUAAACCUUGCCGGCCCCUGAGUUAGACAGUGGAACCAACUCCCUCGGGAGGUUGUGGACUCUCCUUCCUUGGAGAUUUUGAAGUGAUGGCCAUCUGUCAUGGAUGCUUUAGCUGAGAUCCCUGCAUUGGGUUGGACUAGAGCAGCGGUUCUCAACCCGUGAGUCCCCAGAUGUUGUUGGACUACAACUCCCAUCAUCCCUGAGCUCUAUCCUUGCUAGAUAGGGGUGAUGGGAGUUGUAGUUCAACAGCAUCUGGGGACCUACAGGUUGAGAGAGGCUGGACUAGAGGAUCUUGGGGGGGCCUUCCAAGUCUACAAUUCUAUGAAGCAUUGGACGGAAAGUGAUUUUGGCAUGGCCAAGAGAACUUCUAGCGUUAUGGAGAACAGGGAUGGGCCUGCCUCUCCCGUCACCUAACUGCUGACCUUCUGUUCUCUUACAUUUGCAGCUCAACCGACCUCCAGUGUCUUACGAGCCCCUGAAUGAAAUCCAGGUGGCAGAGAUCAGCUCUCAAGUCCGCCGUUACCUCGAUGGAACCAUAGAUGAGUUAGAUGUACGUACAGUCAUACCUCACGUUACGUUUGCUUCAGGUUGCGCGUUUUCAGGUUGCGACCCGCGGCAACCCAGAAGUACCGGAAAGGGUUACUUCUGGGUUUCGUCGCUCGCACAUGCGCAGACAUGCAAAAUGAUGUCACGCGCACGUGCAGAAGCAGCGAAUCGCGACCCUCGCAUGCGCAGACGUGGGUUGCAUUCUGCUCAUGUUGUUGACACAGCGAUUCUUCAAACAGCUCUUUAUUCAGAUGCCAGAACAGAACUGAACUGAAGGGCUCAGUCAGCCUGCUUAUAUAGAGCUCCAGUACCUUGUUACUGUAACAACUUUCUAAAACUAUCCAAUCACUGAACGUCACUUUCGAUCCUUCAUUUGCAUAACUAUCUACAAUAUCCCUCUGCUGGCCCAGGGUGAGAACUUCAGUACAUAACACAUGUUGUGAACGGAUCCUGUCCCCUCCGGAACGGAUCCUGUUCGCAACCAGAGGUACCUCUGUAGUUGUCAUCUUGCAGAUCCAGGGGGUGUCUUCAGAGAUGGGUUGGGCAAAUCAUAGUUUCUUGCUCAUUCGGAAGCAGUGAGGCCCAAGGCAGGGCCAUACGGAUUAAGGGGAGAUAAACACAGUCUGGCUGCAGGAUCAGGCCAAAGGCCCCUCAUCUAACAUCCUCUUCUCAUAGCGGCCAACCGGGUACCUCAGCAGGAAGCUAAUUUGACCCUCUCAUUCAUGAGUAGGCAAACUAAGGCCCCGGGGCCGGAUCCGGCCCAAUCACCUUCUAAAUCCGGCCCGCGGACGGUCUGGGAAUCAGCGUGUUUUUAUAGGAGUAGAAUGUGUCCUUUUAUUUAAAAUGCAUCUCUGGGUUAUUUGCGGGGCAUAGGAAUUCGGUUCUCCCCCCCCUUCAAAAUAUAGUCCGGCCCCCCACAAGGUCUGAGGGGCAGUGGACCGGCCCCCUGCUGAAAAAGUUGGCUGACCCCUGCUCUCAUUUUACCGUGAAACAUUUGGAAACGUCGGCCAGACUGCCUGCCUCAUUAUGUCAUUCCCUCUGCUUUGCCAGAUUUUGAGCAUCAGACAAAUCCACGAAAUAUUCAACCAGUUCAAAAUGAUCUUGGGGUAAGUGCUUUGGCUUGCCUGUGCUUACAUUCCGCUGACGCCUGCACUUAGAAACCCUUCACUGGUGUUCGUAAUUCUCACUCACGGCCUCCACCUACGAUGCCGUUGUCAGGGCUGGAGUCGGACGCAGGCCAGCGAGAAAGAAAGCACAUCUUCGAUGCCAGUGAAGUUAACGCUUUAUUCAGCCUCGUGGUCUCAGCAACCCUUCCCAGCAGGUCUUGCCUUUAUGGAGCAGUUGCCAGAACUGAAGGACCCCUCCUCUACCACCCUUAAGAUGACUCCUCUCCUGGAAGUUUCCCAAGCACUAUCAAACUGUGUCUGCACAGCUCUGAUCUCUGUUCCGCCCUCCUCAUCCUGCUCUUCUGCACUUCCUUGGAGACCAGCAGGGAGGGGAGCUUGUCGCAGCAGGAGGGGAAGACUCCCUGGAUUUUUCUGCAGUCUCUUGGCCCCGCUCCUCCGCUUCAGCCUCGGAGUCUGCACUGCUCCCUGUCACAGGCUCUUCCUGCUCACUAAAGCCUAUUGUCCCUUCAGCUUCCGACACCUCCUUCCACCAAUCUUCUCCCUCUGACCUCUCCUCGGUGUCCCACCACCAACCCCCUGGCUCUUGAGUCUCCCUCCUCUAGGUUUUCGCUUGGAGGUUCCCCAGCUGGUGCCUCGCAUUGCUUCUCUUCACCCAGCUGUUUUCCCGCAGAACAUCACAUCUGCUUGGUAUUUGUUAGGGAAGCCUUCCCCAACCAUGGUUUUGCAGUACAACUCCCACCAUCCCUGACUAUUGGACAUGCUUGCUGGGGCUGAUGGGAGUUGUAGUUCAAAAAGUCUGGAGGGCACCAAGUUGGGGAAGGCUGUGUUAGGGUAUACAGUGGUACCUCAAGUUAAGAACUUCAUUCAUUCUGGAGGUCCGUUCUUAACCUGAAACUGUUCUUAACUUGAAGCACCACUUUAGCUAAUGGGGCCUCCUGCUGCUGCCGCGCGAUUUCUGUUCUCAUCCUGAAGCAAAGUUCUUAACCCUAGGUACUAUUUCUGGGUUAGUGGAGUUUGUAACCUGAAGCGUAUGUAACCCGAGGUAGCACUGUAUUUCAUGGACGCACAGACACAACCUCCAUUCAUUCUCUAGAACUAGGGUUAUGAACCUCAGGUUCAGCUGCCAUGUUUCUCUCUGGCCAUAUCUUCUCCCCAUGCUGUACCUGUUGCGCUCUCAGGCUAGGCAUGUCCAGAGGAAGGAAUUAACUCUUUAUUGUCAAAAGUACACUUGCUGUCAGGAGCUUGUCCUACACUCAAGUAGGACUCUGGUAGAGACACAUGCCCGACUGGCAUGUUCUCUCCCUCCUGGUCGAUCGUUCAGGAGCUUCAAAAGCUUUCUUCAGCCCGAACAUCACAGCGACCGAUGUCCACAGACACCGGCACACUUAGGGAUCUACAGAGUCUUCACAGCAUUGCGUGGCAGACCUCAGCAACUCAGCAUUUUGGCUAAUCUACUUUAUUUACAUAUGAACACACACGGAGCACUGUAACAUGGCUCCCUCUCUCUCUAGCAUCAGACAGCAAAGGGAAAAAGAACAAAGGACAAGAGUCCCACUUCACGGAACACAGUAACACAAACAUCCUGUCUCCAUCACUUCCCACUCUGUGGAGUCAAAACAUAUACCGUCAUGUGAAAGACAAAAGUCCCAUGACUGCAAUCAUGGAGCAGGAAUUCUAACACUUGCAAGUUAGGGAAAGGCAUGCCCAUCAGUCCUAUGUCUCAGCUCCUUCUAGGUGUUGUGAUGGCCUGGGAAUCCGAUUCAGAGGCUGAACCGGAGGAAUCCCAGCCUGCACAGGAGUCCCCGCCUCCAGGGCCGGCUGAACUGGGGCAGGGCCUUGAUUCUGAAGCACCUGCACCUGUGCCGGAUCCUCAGGAGCAGGCACCAGGUGAAUCCACUCUGGCUCCGGAGGUGGUUGAGGACUCAGUGCCUACAGGUGAGUCUCCCCCUGGGUCCAGUAACCCUUCAGCCUCUCCUGAACUGCAGAGGCUCAGGGCAGAGAGGCGAAGGGAACUGGUUUCUUCCAGGAGGAGUGCUCGCUUUAAGGCCAGGAGAGGCAGGUCUCCUGGGGGCCGGGGCCGCCCCUGGCCUCAGAGAAGAUAAAGGCCAGUCAGCCCGGUCCCAGGUUGCGGGAGCAACGUCGUUGAGUACCUGCUCUUGCCCGGACCCAGACCUGACCUUCCAGUGAUCCUGUCCCCGCCCGGCUUCCUGCUUCGGACCUCGCCUCGCUCCUUGUGAACUGUUUCCAGACCAGUGACCCAGGACUGGACUUUGACUACGCCAACGGUAACCUUCCCCCCGGGACCAGCACAGGUGUGCACCCAAUGAGGCAGUUGCCGCAACAGAGAGACCCUGACCUCGACUUGCGCAUCUCCCCCACCACCAAGCUGUGCUCAGGCAGGCAAAGACUACACUUGCGUGCCACCCGCCUUUUUCUCCUCCCGCUUCAAUCCUCUCCUGGUCCUGGGAGACGGUGGAGCAGGGGUAGCGGGUGCAGGAGGCAGCCACGACAGCUCAGCCCAACGGUAUGGGUGCAUGUUUCUCUCCCCCCCCCCAAAAAAUGUAUUCAUUUUAUAACACAACUGAACAACACAAACAGAAAAACAAACAAUACAAACAAAUUAUUGUCUUAUCCUUAUUUUUUCUAAACAUUGUUAGGUGAGCUUCCCCAAGUCCCCCUAUCUGAUUUACAUAUACAGUACAGUGGUGCCUCGCAAGAUGAAAUUAAUUCGUUCUGCGAGUUUUUUCGUCUUGCGAAGCACGGUUUCCCAAAGUCUUCAAAAUCACCAAAGUCUUCAAAAACCUCAAAAAAGGCUACCACACCGCAUGCUAUGAGUUGCUCCUCGAUGUCACCCUGGGUAUUAACGGUUUUAAGAAAAAGGAAACAAACUUGCAAGACGUUUUCGUUUUUUUCGCUUUUCGUCUUGCGAAGCAAGCCCAUAGGGAAAUUCGUCUUGCGAAGCAACUCAAAAAACGAAAAACUCUUUCGUCUUGCACGUUUUUCGUCUUGCGAGGCAUUCGUCUUGCGAGGUACCACUGUAUCAUAAUUUUUAACCAUUUUUUAAACCACACUUACUUUUACCAUAAAAAUCUUCACAUUUUAUUCACUUACAAAUAAUACUCUUUUAAAAUACACUAUCUUCUGCUUCUGACCCUACAGCCUAUAUCCACUUCCAAAGCUAUUCUAAGAUUUAAAUAUUAACAUAUUUUUUCAAAGAUUCUUUAAACUUCUUCCAAUCUUCUUCCACCAUCUCUUCUCUCUGGUCUCGGAGUCUCCCAGUCAGUUCGGCAAGUUCCAUAUAGUCCAUCAUCUUCAUCUGCCCUUCUUCGAUAGCUGGUAAAUCUUGUUGCAUGUUUCUCUUUUUUAGCCAGCAAGAGCAGGAAGUGGAAGCCAGGCUGCGAAAUAAAUACACCCUGAUAGACAAAAACGACUACGCAACCCUGUCUGCAGUUCAAAAGGUUGGUGUUUGUGCACUAGCACACGUGUGUGAGAGAGAGAAGGAGGAAGGGAGAGAGAGGGAAACCGAGAUCAUUGGGCUGGAGCCCAGAGCGAGGUUCAGCAUUUGCAUUUUAAUUCUCCUAUAUUUGGUUCCACUUCAAGGCCCACCCCGGAAAACUUAUGAGAGGCAUUGCAGCCCGGCAAUAUUUUGCAGGCCACGCAUUUCAGAUGGCUCUGUUUGUCCACAUCAGAAAAACACGGUUCUCUAAAGCUCAGUGUUUCCGUGUCCCGGCCAAUUUCCACUCCUAACCUGCCUCCCAAAUUUAAACCCAUGCAAUCCCAUUCGACUGAAUAAUCCUGGUAUCCUAAAAACAGAGGCGGCAAUUGCUUCUGAAUGCCCGUUGCCAGAAACUGCAGGAGACAGUGGGCCCUCACGCUCGGAUCCUGCUCGCAAACAUCCCAUAAUAAGCACCUCUCUUCUCAUGUUCUGAUGUCCUCGGAGUUUGGCUUGUGUGUGUGUAUGUAAGUUGCUGGGGAGGCAGCACAUUUCCCAACGAGUGGAAUCCCAGCUGCAGAUUCCAGGGGCAGAGAUUUGAAACCGCUUAACAGCCCCUCUGAUCUCCACUGUCGCCAGGCAGGACUGGUCGAUGCCGAAGGCCACCUGGUUGGGGAAGUUGACGGGCAAGGAUUUGGCAUCGGAGUCGCUCCUUUCUCAUCCAAGCCCGGAGGGAAGAAAACGAAAGCAAAGCGAGGCAAGGAGCAAGUCAGGUUGGUACCCUCCUGUUCCCACAGUCAGGCGUCUUCGGGUCGGAUUUCUUACGCUCCCGUGGGCCGUGGCAAAUGCGGACCCCUGAGCAUUGCUUCUCUGCCUGCUGUAGUGGCGGGGUUGGGGGGUUGGCAGCUGGGUUGUGGACCCUCCUGUGGCCGAGAGGCAGGAGCCGGUGUGGGCAACACCAGGGCUUCUCUGUGCCCCCUCACUGCAGAUUAAUAAUAAUAAUAAUAAUAAUAAUAAUAAUAAUAAUAAUAAUAAUUUAUUUAUACCCUGCCCAUUUAUACCCCCAGCCACUCUGGGCAGCUUCCAACAGAACACUAAAAUACAAUACAGUGGUACCUCGGGUUAAGUACUUAAUUCAUUCCAGAGGUCCGUUCUUAACCUGAAACUGUUCUUAACCUGAAGCACCACUUUAGCUAACGGGGCCUCCUGCUGCUGCCGUGCUGCCAGAGCACGAUUUCUGUUCUCAUCCUGAAGCAAAGUUCUUAACCCGAGGUACUAUUUCUGGGUUAGCGGAGUCUGUAACCUGAAGCGUAUGUAACCUGCAGCGUAUGUAACCCGAGGUACCACUGUAACCUAUUAAACAUUAGUAAAGGUAGAGGUACCCCUGCCCGUACGGGCCAGUCUUGACAGACUCUAGGGUUGUGCGCCCAUCUCACUCAAGAGGCCGGGGGCCAGCGCUGUCCGGAGACACUUCCGGGUCACGUGGCCAGUGUGACAAGCUGCAUCUGGCGAGCCAGCGCAGCACACGGAAUGCCGUUUACCUUCCCGCUAGUAAGCGGUCCCUAUUUAUCUACUUGCACCCGGGGGUGCCUUUGAACUGCUAGGUUGGCAGGUGCUGGGACCGAGCAACGGGAGCGCACCCCGCCGCGGGGAUUCGAACCGCCGACCUUUCGAUCGGCAAGCCCUAGGCGCUGAGGCUUUUACCCACAGCGCCACCCGCGUCCCUUAUUAAACAUUAAAAGUUUCCCUAAACAGGGCUGCCUUCAAAUGUCUUCUAAAAAUUGGGUAGUUAUUUUUCUCUUUGACAUCUGGUGGGAGGGUGUUCCACAUGUCGGGUGCCACCACUGAGAAGGCCCUCUGCUUGGUUCCCUGUAACCUCACUUCUUGCAGGGAGGGAACUGCCAGAAGGCCCUUGGAGCUGGACCUCAGUGUCCGGCUAGAACGAUGGAGGUGGAGACGCUCCUUUAGGAGCGUGCUGGAUUGCACAAAAUAAGGGGAAAGGAGGUGGCCAGGGAGAAUCAUGUAUCUUUCUGAUCCCUGAAUUGGGAGGCAUCGGAACAGAGCAAGUCUUGAACAGAGCAGGUGUCCUGGACUGAUUGGACGCAGAGGAAUGGUGGGAGGAACCAGCUGGGGGGACCCCCUAAGGGAAGAAAGCUCGGAGCCAAGGGAGUGGUGGUGGUGGGAAGACUGGGAAUAGGCGGUGUCAGAAGCUGAAGAGGUAAGAGGGCUUAGUGGGCUGGGAGAAUGUGGCAGAAGGGAGUCCAGAAGCAGAAACAGGAGAGUGGAAUGAUGGAGGCCAAGAGGCAGAGUUGAAUCAGGCUGAUGAAGAAGCAUGGGUGUCUCCUCCUCACUGGUCUCCCAGAACCCAGAGAGGCAUGAGGUGGGAGGAGCAAAGGCAGACAUGCCGGCAUCGUCUAGGGUUGCUUGUGAAAGAUCCGGGAGAGGAGGAGACUUAGGCAGCUGUGGGAAGGCCUUCAGUCUGCACAAGUGCCUCAUAGGGGCAAGACUUUCUGAGAAGAGCUGCUGUCCUCAUUAGGCCUGACACUCCUGAGCAGAUCCUGUUUCUUUAUUGCUGGCUCGCUCCUGAUGGCGGAGCAUGCAUUGCAGGGGGCUGGAUUAGAUUGUCCUUUGGGUCCUUUCCAACUCUACAAUUCUCUGGUCCUGGCUCUGAGAACUGUAUAUACCGUAUUUUUCGCUCCAUAAGACGCACUUUCUCCCUCCUAAAAAGUAAGGGGAAAUAUGUGUGCGUCUUAUGGAUCGAAUGCAAGCGGGAGGCUCUGCUUAGCGCUCCCUUUAAAGAGUCGCAUGGAGCGUGUGUGCGUCUCUUGGGGGCUUUUCCCAAGGAGGGAGAAGGGCAGCCCAUCAGUCCCUUCUCCCUCCUCAGGGAAAAGCCCCCAACACACACUCCACACGGCUCUUUAAAGGGAGCGCGGCUCUUGGGGGCUUUUCCGGGAGGUGGAGGAAGGGACUGAUGGGCUGCCCUCUGUCCCUUCCCCCACCUCCCGCAAAAACCAGCAAGAGCCGCACACACGCUCCACGCGGCUUGUGAAAGGGAGCGCUGGGCAGAGCCUGGGAUGCAUACGGGCUCUGCUCAGUGCUCCCUUUAAAGAAUUUUUUUUCCUAGCUUUCCCCCUCUAAAAACUAGGUGCAUCUUAUGGAGCGAAAAAUACGGUAAUAUGCCCCCUUUCAGAGGCACCAAAGGCUCCCAGAGGACUGGAAAGCUCUUGCAGGACUUUUGAUCUCUUCAUCACCGGUCUUCCCUUUGGCCAGCUUUGGGUGCUGGUCCUCAAAGCUGCAUCCUCAAGUGCCCCAAACUAGAGCUGAGCACCUCCCAGUUUUGCUGAGGAAGGGUCAGGUCACGGCCUCAGUGGAGCUCAAGCUCAGCCCUGGAUCCGGCCAUAAAACGUUGCCCUCUUCUUCUUUCCCAGCCCCACUCUGAAGAAGGAAGGCUUGGCAAGUCCUCUUUCUGGGAAGGACCUGGAGACCCUUUCUCCUUCCCGCAGCCAGGUAGGGGCAGUUACCAAGGACCCGGAGGCAAGGGAGGGCUUGAUCCGCGAGCAGGACGCCGUCAGCUUCGAGACCCAUCGCUCUGACUCUGCGCCAAGAGAGGAGCCCAGCACGAGGCCCAGGUUGGUUUUUUGCCUCUUAGGAAGGUCGUGAGCCCUGUCUGUAGCCGACUAGGGUGCUGUUCCAAAAACUGAUGGUGGGGAUAACCACCAUCUCUGCGCCUGCACACACACACCGUUUUUAUAGUUCAAAUUCACUCAAAGCCAGACCAAGGGGAGUAAUAGUAUUGCUCUAGUCUGCCUCGGUCAGACCCCACCUGCAGUCCUGUGUCCAGUACUGGACACUCCAGUUUCAGAAAUCUCUGGGCGCCACAAUUUAAGGAGAAUAUUGACAAGGUGGGACGUGUGCAGAGGAGGAUGACCAAGAUGAUCAGGGGUCUGGAAACCAAGCCUUAUGAGGAACGGUUGAAGGAGUUGGGUAUGUUUAGCCUGGAAAAGAGGAGACUGAGAGGAGAUAGGAGAGCCAUCUUCAAAUAUCUUAAGGCAGCGAUGGCCAAACUUGGCCCUCCAGCUGUUUUGGGACUACAACUCCCAUCAUCCCUGACCACUGGCCCUGUUAGCUAGGGAUGAUGGGAGUUGUAGUCCCAAUACAGCUGGAGGGCCAAGUUUGCCCAUCACCGUCUUAAGGGAUGUCACAUGGAAGAGGGAGUGAGCUUGUUUUCUCCUGCUGUGGAGGGUAGGACUCGAACCAAUGGCUUCAAGUUCCAAGGAAGGAGAUUCUGACUCAACACCAGCAAGAACUUUCUCAUAGUAAGAGCAGUUCAAUAGUGGGACCGACUUCCUCAGGAGGUUGUGGACUCUCCUUCAUUGGAGGUUUUUAAACAGAGUUUGGAUGGCCAUCUGUCAUGGAUGCUUUAGCUGAUUCCUGCAUUUUAGGGGGUGGGUUGGACAAGAUGAUAAUAAUAAUAAUUUAUUAUUUAUACCCCACCCCUCUGGCUGGGUUUCCCCAGCCACUCUGGGUUGCUUCCAACAGAAUAUUAAAAUACAGUAACCUAUUAAACAUUAGAAGCUUCCCUAAACAGGGCUGCCUUCAGAUGUCUUCUAAAAGCCUAGUAGUUGUUUUUCUCUUUGACAUCUGGUGGGAUGGCGUUCCACAGAGCGGGUGCCACCACCAAGAAGGCCCUCUGCCUGGUUCCUUGUAACUUGGCUUCUCACAGCGAGGGAACUGCCAGAAGGCCCUCGGCGCUGGACCUCAGUGUCUGGGCUGAACGAUGGGGGUGGAGACACUUCUUCAGGUAUACUGGACCGAGGCCGUUUAGGGCUUUCAAGGUCAGCACCAGCACUUUGAAUUGUGCUCGGAAACGUACUGGGAGCCAAUGUAGGUCUUUCAGGACCAAGGUUAUAUGGUCCUGGCGGCCACUCCCAGUCACCAGUCUAGCUGCUGCAUUCUGGAUUAGUUGUAAUUUCAGGGUCACCUUCAAAGGUAGCCCCACAUAGAGCGCAUUGCAAAGACUCUUGGUUCCAACUCUAUGAUUCUGACUCAGGCAGACUCUUAAGGGGCUUAUCACCAGCCUCAAAGCUCAGCCUUUUCCCACCCUAUGCCCUGAAGGGUUUAUUUUCCUCCUGGCUCUGUAGGGAAAUUCAUGACUCCCCACAGAAUGUCCCAAAUGGUCAACACACACAAACAUACACACAUACCACCUCUGGCUUGCAAUGGCUGGGGUUUUUUUUUAAUUGUCCUUCUCUUCUUGACUUGACGUUUUCAUCCCCCAAAAAAGUUUUUGAUCUGAGUUUCCAUUGAAAUGAGGGUGCAUUUUACCAUAUUAAUGUUUUGAUGUUGUAUUUCAAUCUUGUUUUUAAGUUGUAUCUUAAUCAGUUUGCUUUUAUAUCAGGUGUUAGCCGCCCUGAGCCCGGUCUUGGCUGGGUAUAAAUAAAAUUUAUUAUUAUUAUUAUUAUUAUUAUUCUUUGGAAACAGUUCCCCACCUGCAAAGACAGCAGCCUUUGAGGAGUUCAAGAACGAGCGCGGCAGCGAAAUCAACCGGAUAUUCAAGGAGAACAAAGCCAUCCUGAAUGACCGCAAAGGCAAAAUGAACGAGGUUGCCCAGAGAAUCAACGUGCUCAAAACGGAGAUGGACAACAUCAAGCAGGCACUGGACGUCCAGAAAGCUGAACGCGAUCAGCAGGGUGAGCAGGGCCUGGGCUGCGUCAGAGAAUCUUACGAGUUGGAAGGGACCCGAGGGUCAUCUAGUCCAACCCCGAGAGCGGGAGAGACUCAUGUUAAUGCUGGGGCGGGGAGAGAUGCCGUGCCAUGCCUGCCAACUAGGGAGGGGAAAGAAAUUCGAUUUGGUUUGCGUUUAAACGAGAACCUACCUAAGUCACGCUUUCAGAAGCAGUCUGAGAACUGAAGUUCUCCAAAAUUCCUUUCUCCAGAUUCUGCAAUGCAGUCCUCCCGCCAAGUUACAAAUUCAGGGGGAAACGACAUUCUUAGAUGUAUUAUAUUAAGGGCAAUCACUUGAAGAAAUGUGAUUGUCGAAACCGCAUACCACAAUGUGUUCAUUAGGAGAAAUCGCCCCUAACACAGUGAAUUUUUACGUGGAUUUUUUUAAAAUCACAAGUUGUUGCGGAAAUGGGGAGAUGAGAGACUCAUUUCCAAUAUGUACGGGAAUUUAGCUUCCAGGGACGCGGGUGGCGCUGUGGGUUAAACCACAGAACCUAGGACUUGCUGAUCAGAAGGUCGGCGGUUCGAAUCCCCGCGGCGGGGUGAGCUCCUGUUGCUCGGUCCCACCUCCUGCCAACCUAGCAGUUGGAAAGCACGUCAAAGUGCAAGUAGAUAAAUAGGUACCACUCCAGCGGGAAGGUAAACGGCGUUUCCGUGCGCUGCUCUGGUUCGCCAGAAGCGGCUUAGUCAUGCUGGCCACGUGUACGCCGGCUCCCUUGGCCAAUAAAGCGAGAUGAGCGCCACAACCCCAGAGUUGGUCACGACUGGACCUAAUGGUCAGGGGUCGCUUUACCUUUUAAUUUAGCUUCAGGUGCCCUUGAACCUCCUCCCUCACCCUGCCUUGGUGUGGCAGAUAAAAAUGCAGUUUUAUAUGCCUCUGGCCAGGUACUUAAAUAGAUUCCUAGCCCAAUAGGAAGAGGCGUCUUCGCCACCUUUAUGUAUCUUUUGUUCAGUGUUCAGAAUUCAUUCCAAAGUGCAUUUUUCAGCGCUCCUUUCUCUCUAGCCGAGCACACCUGGGAAUGGCCUUUUCACAUUUUAGCCUUUUCCCUCUGUGUGGAAGCGUUUUUGCUGGUCACCCUGACCUGAGUCUUCCUCCUUUUCCUUCUCUAUUUCCUUCUCCACCUCCUAGCUCUGGAGAAAGGUAAGGCAGAACAACUGGUCCAUUUCCCUGAUGCAUCCUCCCAUAAACCCAAAGAUAUUUGGAAUGAGUUUACACAGAAUAUAUGAGGUUAUUGACAAUUAUGUGUGCAUUAGGACAGUAAGAAUAGGAAACCGUAGUUUUGGUGCCCAAAUUGUUACAUAGGGAGACAUCUGUGUAUUAAUAUGUGGUAAUGUAACAGUAUUCCCCACCCCCCAUUCUCGCUUUCUUUCUUUUUUCUCAUUCUUAUCUUUGUAUGAAUGAAAUUACUCAAAUAAAAUGUUAAUCAAAAAGAAAAACCAUCUGUUUUUAUCUUUUUUAAAAAAAUCAUUUUUAUUAAGUUUUCCACUUUGACAAUCCAAUCAAAUCACAUCAAAUAUUCCAAAUUAUACAUGUACAUAUCAAAUAAUCCAAAUAUUCUGCCAAAUGAUAAUUUUUUUAAUGGGGCUUCCCAUGCUUCAAGUUUGGAAGGUUCUGAUCAUCUCGUAUCUCUACUGCUUUUCAUAGUCAUUUCUGAUGGUUCCUCUAAUUCUUCCUGUUGUUAACCUUCCUUCUUUCACGGCCUCUGAGUUGUUCCCACAAGCGAGUUGAAACAAACAGUGAUGUAUUUCUGUGUGGAUUUUAUGUCUAUGAUUCCCCUCCAUAAGUUUGCAGCAUCUCCUCACACGCUGGUUUUUCUGCCAAAUCAAUCCAAAGGUCUUCUCGCUGCUGGCAGCCGCCAUCUUCACUCAGUUUUUUUUUUUAUCACCCAUAUCCUUUAGAGCAGGCGAGUGGGUGGCGAGGAGAGAGGCCACUGGCGAAGUUUAUACUGGUUUCCAGUUUCACCAGCAUUGAUGAAACUGGCAGGGCUUUCCCCAGACUCCCCGCUUUCACAGAAGAGCAGGUGGAGGACAGUAAAAGAAAUGGAGUCGGCACAGGCAGAACUAAUGAAGGACAUCAUAUAGGCUGCCGGACUGCCACCAACCACAUCAUGCUGGGAUUGUACCCAAGUCAUUGUGGGCCAGCCUCUUGGGAAGUCUGUUGUUGUUGUUGUUUUAAUUAUUUAAUCAUUUUUUCAACACAAACAGCGACCACAAAAAACACAUACAACCAAAACCACAAUAACGCUAAGAACACAAUUUAACAAUUCAGAUUUGAGUACUGAUAUACAGUGGUGCCUCGCAAGACGAAAAGAAUCCGUUCUCUUCGUCUAGCGGUUUUUUCGUCGUGGGAAGCAAGCCCAUUAGCGGUUUAGCGCUAUUAGCGCUUUUAGCGGCUUAUCGGCUUAUCGGAUAAGCGGCUUAGCGGCUUAGAAAAAGGGGGGGGGAGGAAAAAAAACAUGCAGGAACUCGCAAGACAUUUUCGUCUUGCGAAGCAAGCCCAUAGGAGAUUCGUUUUGCGAAGCACCUCCAAAACGGAAAACUCUUUCGUCUAGCGAGUUUUCCGUCUUGCGAGGCAUUCGUCUUGCGGGGCACCACUGUACCUAUAACUCGACCUUUUUAACAACAUUUCCCCACCUCUCCUCCCCCUACUUCCCACCACUUUCCGCCUUAUCUCUUAAGUAAUCCUUCCAGAUUUCUUCAUAUUUAUCCAUUCUUAAUUGGCGUCGAUAUGCAAUUUGGUCGUAUGUAACUAGUCUGUCCAUGUUGUCAAUCCAUGUGCUCAAUGGGAUCUUUUUGCGGCUCUUCCAAUUCAUCAGAACAAGUUUUUUUGUUUCUAAUAUGGCACGGUACAUCCAUUUUUUUUGACCCCUUGUAAUCUCCCACGUUUCCGGUAUAUAAUUCAGAAUUAAAUUCAAAUCCCCUAAAUAACUUUUUUUAAAAAUUACUCUUGCUAUAUAUAUCCUCACCUCGCACCAAAAUGAUCUUAUCAUCGGGCAGCCAAUCAUCAUAUGUACUAAGUUCACAUUUUUACUCCCACAUCUCCAGCAGUUGUCUGCAUUUGUUAUUUUCUUCUGGUAAGGUUUUGCUGGCGUCCAAUGGACUCUGAGUAUUAUUUUCUGCUGAAUAAGUCUUAAGUCUUAGAUCUAUAGAAGCUAUUUCUGUUGAUUUUAUACAUGACUCCCAUAUAUCACUUGUUAUCUGCACCCCCAACUCAUAUUCUAAAUCUUGUUGUGACAUUUCCCGCUUCCAAAGCAUCAGCUCAGGAGAUGUGCUGAUGCGCAUUAACUAAACCAAGAGAUUUCCAGGCGAUUGCUAAAUUGCUUGCAAGCUCACAAGCGAUUUCAACUCCUCUGUACGCCACGAGAUGGACGGCAUCGUGGUUUUGAGGUGCACUCCCAACCCGUAAAACUUUGUUCUGUUCUUCGACCCUCCAGGAGAAUACCAGAGCGAGGACGGACAAAUCAUUAUUGACGAAGAGGAGUUCAUGUUGAUUAUGAAGAUGAAGGACCUGAAGAAACAGUACCGGGUGGAUUACGAGGAGCUGCGGAACCUCCGGUCCGAAGUCCAGUAUUGCCAGCACCUAGUGGACCAGUGCCGCAACAGGCUGGUCUCAGGUACUGCCGGUGGGCAAAGGGCCUGGCAUGCGCUUUCUAGCCUGGCGUGCGCUGAGCAUGCGCUAAGCCUUAGCACAUGGCCUGCGUUGGUCUUGUUGGGCAGAAGUACAGGAAAUCCAUAUGUUGCUGGUCUCAUAGCAGGCUUCCUCAGGUCAAAAAUACCGUAUUUUUUGCUCUAUAAGACUCACUUUUUCCCUCCUAAAAAGUAAGGGGAAAUGUGUGUGCGUCUUAUGGAGCGAAUGCAGGCUGCGCAGCUAUCCCAGAAGCCAGAACAGCAAGAGGGAUUUCUGCUUUCACUGCGCAGCGAUCCUUCUUGCUGUUCUGGCUUCUGAGAUUCGGAAUAUUUUUUUUCUUGCUUUCCUCCUCCAAAAACUAGGUGCGUCUUGUGGUCUGGUGCGUCUUAUAGAGCGAAAAAUACGGUAGCUGGAACAACCAGAAGGUUUUAGCUGGUUGGAGGGCGGCGUUCAGCACCCCCAGGCAUCUUCAGAGGCUUGGAAUAAGGCAGAGACAGAGAACCCCAAACCGGAAGGGCCUGAAAAUACUCUGGGGGAAUAGAUGAAACGUUCCAGAUUCUUGAAAGAAAUUAUGAUAGCAGCAGACUGGAAUUUGAAUCACAGUGCCCUUAGUAUGCACAGGUCCCACUUACUGAACACUAUGCAUUCCCAGGAAAUCAUUUGUUAGGAGAGUGUUCGCACAACAAGUCCACAAUUUCCAUUAUUUCCUAAGGGGACAUUUCUAAUGCAGAAUUUGUCCACUCCCGACCCGCUCCAUGGUUUCUUCCUGAAGUCACUGCAGCCUAUCAGUAAAAGAGAGGCAAAAUUUAAAAACUGAUUUGCCUGACCUCCCCUCCCUCAUUUGUCAGAUUUUUUGGCUCUUCAAUUCAUCUGCUCUUGUUCCCAGUACGUUUCUGAGCACAAUUCAAAGUGUUGGUGCUGACUUUUAAAGCCCUAAACGGCCUCGGCCCAGUAGACCUGAAGGAGCGUCUCCACCCCCAUCGUUCAGCCCACUGCACUGAGAUCCAGCUCCGAGGGCCUUCUCGGUGGUGGCACCCUCCCUGUGGAACUCCCUCCCACCAGAUGUCAAAGAGGAAAACAACUACCAGACUUUUAGAAGACAUCUGAAGGCAGCCCUGUUUAGGGAAGCUUUUAAUGUUUAAUAGAUUGUUGUAUUUUAAUAUUCUCUUGGAAGCCACCCAGAGUGGCUGGGGAAACCCAGCCAGAUGGGCGGGGUAUAAAUAAUAAAUUAUUAUUAUUAUUACAUUAUUAUUCCUGCUUUCUGACUGAAAGCGGCUGCCACUGACCAGCAAAGCACAAAAAAAGGAAGUCGACUGUUUAGAUAAGUGAAUCUGCAGAGCGUAGUGAGGUUUGGGUGUAAUUAUUUAAGUGCAGAUAAGUGAAUUUUCAGAGAACAAGCAUGCGGAUGGUGUGACCUGCGUGUUUUGACUGAUGGUUACGGACAGGCAAAAUGGACUUGGUUGCUCAAAGGCGAUUUGAAAAAUACACAAAGAAAAACAAAAUACAGGCAAUAUAUAGGAUAUAGGAGAUAACUGACCAUAUGCCCACCUCCUUUCAGAAUUCGAAAUCUGGUACAAUGAGUCCUUCCUCAUCCCAGAGGAGGUCCAGGAAGCCUUAAGGCCUGGGGGAGCCAUAAGACUUGGCAUGAUCCCAAUUAACAGAGUCCUAACUCUGGUAAGUAAAGCCGAGACGCAUACCUUGGCCUUCCUCACCCUGUUUCACUGAUCAGCUGCUAAGCGCUAAUCAGCUGUUGGGACCCAAGAGCUGAUCCACACUGGCAACUGCCAAGUUGUUGCAGCCCCAGAAAAGCCCCGAUAUCUCUUGCAAGAAUCCCUGUGCCCUUAGGAGGGGGAGAAAAGGGAUGUGUUUGUGUGUGUGUCACACGAUGCACAGUGCAAGAUUCAUUGAAGGGAAGAUGACCUUUCCUAUCUUCUGAAGGACACACCAUGAUUUAUAAGAGGGGAAAAGGGAGGUCUUUCCCGAUUCCUCCCUCCACUACACACUGCUUGGUGUUGCAACGAUACGAUACGAUAAUCUUUAUUGUCAUUGUCCCAUAGAGAACAACGAAAUUGAAAAAAACCUACAUCAGACAUUCAAAAACCAACAAGCCUGCUAUCCCAGCCUGGUUAGCCCCCUAAAAACUCUGAUACCCCAUAAUUAAAUACAAUAUACUCCCACAGAGACUACCUUAAAGGUAAAGGGACCCCUGACCAUUAGGUCCAGUCGUGGCCGACUCUGGGGUUGCAACGCUCAUCUCGCUUUACUGGCUGAGGGAGCCGGCGUACAGCUUCCGGGUCAUGUGGCCAGCAUGACUAAGCCGCUUCUGGCGAACCAGAGCAGCGCACAGAAACGCCGUUUACCUUCCCGCUGGAGUGAUACCUAUUUAUCUACUUGCACUUUGACGUGCUUUCGAGCUGCUAGGUUGGCAGGAGCAGGGACCGAGCAACGGGAGCUCACUCCGUCAUUGCGGGGAUUCGAACCGCCGACCUUCUGAUCAGCAAGUCCUAGGCUCUGUGGUUUAACCCACAGCGCCACCCGCGUCCCAGAGGCCACCUUACACUGCGUUUAAAACCAAAAUUGCAUUUGGAUAGAAACUGUUUCUCAGGCGGCUAGUCCUAGUCUUCUCAGGGCUCCCUGCAUCUGUUUGACCAUGACUUCUCCUCCUUUGGAGUUAGAGAUAUUUGGCGCAUGCAUCAGCCAGGUAGACUUUCUUUGCUUCCCACUUCUCCCCUGGUGGGGCAGGGCACUGUUUUGUGGCGUGUCCCCCCUCCCAGUGCCAAAAUGUCCCGGGCUGGCCCUGCUUCCCAUCAUCCGGUAGGUCAAAUUUGCUGUGUGCCCCACUAUUUCAUUCUUGGCUUUUGCAUUCCUCUCUUCUUCUCCUCCUUCCAGGAUGAAGACGAACAGGAGAGGUUUGAGCGGAUGCAGCAGGAAGUCCUGCCGUUCUGCCCGGAUUCUGUCUCCUUCUACAAUGCCAAAGCAAAGGUGGACCGGAAGGUAAAACUGAGAACCUCUAGGUUCCGUUGGUUCUGUAUCAGAUGCUGAAGGGAAUCAGGAGAUGACCAUUAUCUAAUAAAUAAUAAUAAUAAUAAUAAUAAUAAUAAUAAUAAUAAUACAGUGGUAGCUCGGGUUAAGUACUUAAUUCGUUCCAGAGGUCCGUUCUUAACCUGAAACUGUUCUUAACCUGAAGCACCACUUCAGCUAAUGGGGCCUCCUGCCGCCGCCGCGCCACCGGAGCCCAAUUUCUGUUCUCAUCCUGAAGCAAAGUUCUUAACCCGAAGUAAUAUUUCUGGAUUAGCUGAGUCUGUAACCUGAAGCGUCUGUAACCCGAGGUACCACUGUAAUUUAUUUAUACCCCACCCAUCUGACUGGGUCUCCCCAGCCACUCUGGGCGGCUUCCAACCAAAUAUCAAAAACAAUACAAUACAGACAUUAAAAACUUCCCUAAACAGGUGUCUUUUAGAAGUAAAAUAGUUGUUUAUUGCCUUGACAUCUGCUGGGAGGGCGUUCUACAGGGCAGGCGCCACCACCAAGAAGGCCCUAUGCCUGGUUCUCUGUAACUUUACUUCUUGCAGUGAGGGAAUCGCCAGAAGGCCCUCGGAGCUGGACCUCCGUGUCCGGGCAGAACGAUGGGGGUGGAGAUGCUCCUUCAGGUAUAAAGGACAUGUAUUUUUAGCUCCUCUUUCUGAGUUUUCCAGAGGCAUCUAGCAGGGGCUAAUAUUUUACUCAGAUGGACCCUUGGUCUGAUCCAGCCGGGCAUCUCUUGUAUCCUUUGCUUUCCCGGGAAGUAGAGCUUCUGGGUUUUCCUUGGGGCAUCCCGGUCAACACAGCAGGGCAGGGGGGGAAUUUUGACCGCUGUGAGACUGGAUGGACCUUUGGCCUUAUUCAGCAGCCAACCUCUUCUUAUAAUUCUCGUUAAUGCCCUGUAACGGAUCAAAGUUGGCACCUGCAUUGAUCUUACGGAAGUAAAAUCAACAAAACGAUGUCUCUUAUUAAACCCCAGCGGGAAUAGAAAGGCAUUUAAAGGGUUCAUAUUUCGCAGAACCUUUUGCCCCACAAAUAACGAGCAACCGGUGUGUAAAAAGGUGGGACGGGUUCUUGGAUGUUCAUCUUCUGUUUCGGUCUCAUCCAGUUGUGCAGACAAAAGCUUAUGAGUUGCUGCUGGUUAGAAUCCAGAGGGCGGGAUGUUGCUGCUGGCUUUCAGCUUGCAAAACAGAGAUCUGUCCCAGUAUGUGAUGGCCUGGGACUAGGGCUCGGACUCGGAACCAGAGGUGACACAGUCUGCACCGCAUCCUUUGCCUCAGGCAUCAUCUGAACCAAGUCUGGGGCCUGAUCCUGAAGAGCCCCAGUCUGCACAGGUCCCCCUGCAACAAGCACCAGCUGGGCUGAGUCAGGGGCCUGAUCCUGCCCUGGCUCCAGAUGUGGGGAUGACCUCGUUGCCUCCAGCUGGGCCAUCACUUACAGCUGCUCCACUACCGGUUGGGUCAGGGGAGGCUGAGGCGGCCCCUGGGUCUAGUAACCCACCGACAUCUCCCGAGCUGCAGAGACGAAGGUCUGAGAGAAGGAGAGAACUGAGUACAGUGGUACCUGGGGUUACAUAUGCUUCAGGUUACAGACUCUGCUAACCCAGAAAUAGUACCGCGGGUUAAGAACUUUGCUUCAGGAUGAGAACAGAAAUCAUGCUCUGGCAGCAGCGGGAGGCCCCAUGAGCUAAAGUGGUGCUUCAGGUUAAGAACAGUUUCAGGUUAAGAACAGACCUCUGGAACGAAUUAAGUACUUAACCUGAGGUACCACUGUACUCACAGGAGGAAUGCUCGCCUUCGGGCGAAACAGGGAGGUGAGUCACCGGGGGAUCAGGACCGGCCUCUACCCCGACAAAGGCUGUUGGACCCUGACCCAUGUUGCAGGAGCAACACUGCUGUGUGCUAGAUCCUGCACCUGCCCUUGCCUGGUUUCCUGCCUCGUGUCCUGCCUUGGCCCCGUCGGACUGACUCCCGCAGAACCUUCGGAUUCUGGUCUGGUCCUGGACCGCGUUUCACGGGUUACCCCUGGGCCCAGCACCGUAAUUCCAGCAGGAUGUUAACAUGGCACAGGCCUCUCCCCUCGUUCACCUGCCCAUCGAAAGUGGCAAGCGCUUUGCUAGAAUAGUAAGCAAACCAGAGAGUGCAGCCGCUUCUAUAAAUUUUUGGACAGAACUUGCAUCACAACGUCAUAUGCAACAGGGCAGCUUAAUUAGCAGCUUUUUGCCUGCAGAAAUAGGUCAGGAUGAGACCGAAAAGGGACGCAGAGGAGCUCGUUGUGCACUUCAGCACUCUAUAAAUACUCACUUGGUCUCAUGGAAGAGGCCUGCAAAAAGUUCGUGCUUGUUUGAACUAUUGGUUUGACCUAAUGCUGAAUCUAUUUUUACAACUUAUGUCAAGGUUAGGGGUGGGGGAAGUUUGAGUAUUUAAAGGGAUGGGGAGAAAAGGCCUAGGAGGAACAGAGCAGUGGGAAUUUUGAGCACCGAGCACCCCAUCCAAAAUUACUGUAAGCCUCCCAGGCCUUGACAAGAAACCUUCUAAAACCCCACAUGGGCUGGAGGCUUAAAUAGAUUUUGUUUUAACUAAAAGCCAAGAUUAUCAGGGCUCUGAGAAGCAACUUCUGGUUGGCAAGAUCUUGUAUCCCUCUUAAUUCAAGGCAUUUUUUUGGAAGAGUGCUUGCACCCCCCCGCCCAAGAAUGCCAGGAAUAACAGCCCCGUCUCUUUCUCUGUUUGAAAGCACAAAUACGCUGGAGCCAUGUCUACCCUUGAGCAAAUGCGGAAGAAGCCUGGAUCCGUCCAAGCUGCGGUGAAGAACAAGCCCCCUUCCGUCCUCAGCAUCGUGUAGCAGAGCCGGAACGCGCCGGGUCUUAUUUCUUACGGUGGAACUAAAGAAAUGGACCUCUGAGCGCGUCAAAAUAUGUUUUGUUUUUUUGGAAUAGGCAGAGAGUAUAACAGACGUCUAGGGAAUCUACAUUGUUAAUAACACUUGUACAUUUCACCAAAUGGUAUUCACAGAGGUUGGUAAUAAAUUAGUGAGAGAAAACUUAUAAA
Podarcis lilfordi (Lilford's wall lizard) is the source of this 37623-nucleotide messenger RNA. The record is from the annotation of a GenBank genome assembly. NCBI's taxonomy places the organism in Eukaryota, Metazoa, Chordata, Lepidosauria, Squamata, Lacertidae.